AUGAUGGCCUCCAACCUUCUUUCGCGGCUCCUGCCAGCCGCGGAUGAGAACUCAGCCUACGAACCGCUUUCCCAGCACUCUCCUCGCGCCCGCAGGCCCGAGGGCGACGCGAACGCCAGCCUCACCUUGGACGAGGAGAAUCUCGAAGCCCGCUUUCAAGACACCGACCUGGAGCACCUGCUCGCCGAGGCUGCCGACAGCCAGAUCACCACUCGCAGCCCCACCCUCGCCCCGAACAACAACAACAACAAUCGCGGCAUGGCCCCGCCGCCCGUGACGACCCACAACAGGCCGAGGUGGAUGCAGCCCGCUCCGUCGCGCCCGCCCGCCGCGCAGGUAGACGAGGAUGACGACGUCCCGGAGUCGUUGCUGCUGGAUAGCGACAGGCCCUCCGCGGCCAGACCUCGAGAGCACCCGCGCCAGACUCAAGUCCGCCCCGACCGCCUGCCUUCGCCUGUCCCCGGUCCGUCCACCCACACCAACCGGACGCAAUGGAACGCGACAAGGGCUCAGCAACGUCUUUACGGCGACUCCAGGCCCGCGCCACGACAACGACGCUUCGGAGCGCAGCUCGGUAGGAACGGCGUCAUCUUCACCGACCCCAAAGAGGAGGCCAUGUGGAGGUGGGCGAACGUGCACAACCUCGACCGCUUCUUGACCGAAGUCUAUACCUACUAUCAGGGCCACGGGAUGCAGUCCAUCCUUUUGAAUCAGUAUCUCAACCUUUUACGAACCGCCUGCGUCGUCGCGACAUGCACGAUCCUUCUCUUUGCCAUCAAUUACAAGAAGAUUCACGAGAGCAAUUCGAUCCGGGACAUUUUCGUUGAAGACGCAAUGAGAAACAUCCACGGCUUCUGGCUCUGCGGCCUGUGGGUCUUCAUUGUCGUUUGGGUUUACAAGUUCGUCCAGGUGACGCUCAGCAUCCGUCCGCUCUGGCUCAUGCAAGCCUUCUACCAGCACCUUUUGGACAUUCCCGAGAGCGAUAUCCAGACCGCAACGUGGCAGUUAGUGGUCCACAGGCUGAUGGCUCUUCGGGACGCGAAUCUGACGACCGCCGAGAACAUCUCUGCUGCCGACCGCAGGGAGCUCGGUGCCAAUUCCAAACAACGCAUGGAUGCCCACGACAUUGCCAACCGCGUCAUGCGCCGGGACAACUACCUCAUCGCCCUGUUCAACAAGGACAUUCCGAACCUCACCGUGCCUCUGCCGUUCUUCGGGGAUAUUCAAUUCUUCUCGAGGACCAUGGAACUGCUCCUGGAGACCUGCGUGAUGCAGUUCGUCUUCACCGCCGACGGCCACGUCCGCCGCGAGUUCCUCACGAGCAAGGAGAGACGGAACUUGAUCGACUGUCUGAACCAGCGAUUCAAAAAGGCAGCCAUUCUGAGCGUCUUCAUCGCGCCCAUUUCCGUCAUUUACUUUGUCGUCUCGUAUUUUUUCCACUACUUUAGCGAAUUUCGAAAGGACCCUUCGCAGCUCAGCUCGAGGAUGUUCACGCCGAUGGCAGAAUGGAAGUUUCGCGAGUUCAACGAACUGCGACACCUUUUCGAGCAGCGACGCAACCUAGCGUACCCGUACGCCGACCGUUACCUGAAUCAGUUCCCCAAGAACAAGUCCGACCAGCUCUGCGAAUUCGUCGCGUUCGUCGUCAGCAUCGGCAUUGCCGUGCUCGUCCUCGGAUCUCUGCUCUAUCCCGAGACCAUCACCCGCCUCGAGAUUCUGCCGGGAAAGCCAGUGUUCUUCUGGAUCGGUGUCCUGAGCGCUGUGUACGCUGCCGCGCGGAACCAGAUCACGAACCCUGCGGACAUCAUCAUGGAACCGGAAGUCGCGCUCAAAGAAGUCAUUGCCAUUACUCACUAUUGCCCGGCUUCGUGGCGCGAUCGGCUACAUACGGACGAAGUUCGGAGAGAAUUUUCCCAGCUCUAUCAAGUGAAGAUCACCAUCUUCUUAGAGGAGCUCCUCAGCAUGGUUCUAACCCCGUUCGUGCUGUGGUACAGCCUUCCUCAGUGCAGCGAGCGCAUCGUCGACUUUUUCCGCGAGUUCACCAUCCAUGUGGACGGCUUGGGCCACGUUUGCUCUUACGCAGUGUUUGACUUCAAAAAGACGGACAACAUCGCACAGGAUCAGGCACAACAGCACGAGAAGUACCGCCAGCAGUGGUUCAGAUCCAAUGAUGGAAAGUUAGACGCUUCGAUCAAUGGAUUCCUGCAAGCGUACAGCCGCAACCCCGGCAACCGCGGCCCGACUGGGUCGCACUUCAACCUCCCUCCCGCCUUUAACCCCUUGGCUGGCUCGGCAACCGGUGUGGAACAUGGACCGGCCGGCGCGCGGAACCCGACAACGCGGCGCGGAGGCCAGCGUGCAACCUCGAGGCCAGCGGCAGCAGCAGCUGUUGCGGGCUCUCCUAUGGGAUCCGUGUUGCUCGACCCCCAUCACCAGCCGUCGUUCAUCAACACUCGUCACGCCGCGCUCUCUCGGUAUAAUCCAAAUCGCAAUCCGCCGAGGCACCUAGAUGAGCUGGAUGAGGAGGUGGAAGCGGGAAUGACCGAUGCGAGGCAAGCACUCUCAUCUGGCCAAAUUCCAGAGGAUGAAAGCAACCUCGGUGAAUCGUGGCUCCACAAUGCCUCCAGCGGCGGAGGUGAUGAUGAUGACCUGGAUGCCGCGGAUGGCGCCAAGGGAGCUGGUGUGCUCGGCUUGUUGCAGCAAUUCCAGAAUGCCCAUGCCCAUGGCCGUGUUCCCGGCGUCUAG
Molecule: messenger RNA, 2745 nt
Organism: Lasiodiplodia theobromae
Lineage: Eukaryota; Fungi; Ascomycota; Dothideomycetes; Botryosphaeriales; Botryosphaeriaceae
Product: Autophagy-related protein 9
Exons: 4
Coding region: 1-2745 (914 amino acids)
Biological process (GO): autophagy of mitochondrion; protein localization to phagophore assembly site
Cellular component (GO): autophagosome; phagophore assembly site
Source: RefSeq, a predicted model, not a curated record